Molecule: messenger RNA, 7931 nt
Organism: Mirounga angustirostris (Northern elephant seal)
Lineage: Eukaryota; Metazoa; Chordata; Mammalia; Carnivora; Phocidae
Gene: HEXD
Product: hexosaminidase D
Exons: 15
Coding region: 1-1635 (544 amino acids)
Biological process (GO): carbohydrate metabolic process
Molecular function (GO): hexosaminidase activity
Source: RefSeq, a predicted model, not a curated record
AUGGUACAGCGGAAAGAAAGCGUUGGUGCGAUCGUCGGACUGAAGAGGGCUGCGCAGCGCCCCUGGCGCGGGGGAGACCAGUGCGGGUCAUCGCCUGCAGGCGCUCUUGGCCUCCGCCCGAGCCCUGAGCCGUUCGUCUGGAAGAAGUGCCCAGACAAGAGAUUUUUGUUAUAUGACUUCAUGAAAAAUAGUGAAAUGUCAGGUUCUUCACCAUUUAAGAUGCGAUUAGUUCAUUUGGACCUUAAAGGAGCUCCACCAAAGGUUUCCUACCUCUCUGAGGUCUUUCCUCUGUUCCAUGCCUUGGGCGCCAAUGGGCUCCUCCUCGAGUAUGAAGACAUGUUUCCCUACGAGGGCCGCCUCAGGCUGCUGAGAGCCAAGCACGCGUACAGUCCCCCUGAAAUCAAGGAGAUCCUACAUCUGGCUACACUGAACGAGCUAGAGGUCAUUCCAUUGGUGCAGACAUUUGGACACAUGGAGUUUGUGCUGAAGCACGAGGCUCUCGCUCACCUCCGAGAAGUAGCACUUUUCCCCAACACCCUGAACCCCCACGAGGCGGAGUCCCUGGCGCUGGUGGGAGCUAUGAUCAGCCAGGUCAUGGAGCUGCACCCGGGUGCCCGGUGGCUCCAUGUCGGCUGUGACGAGGUCUAUUACCUUGGAGAGGGCGAGGCCUCAAGGCAGUGGCUGCAGCAGGAGCAUAACACCAAAGCAAGACUGUGUCUGUCCCACAUAAAGGCGGUGGCCUGCCACGUGCUGGCCCAGCACCCUGCCACGAGGCCCCUGGUGUGGGACGACAUGCUGCGGGCCAUCCCCGAGGACCAACUCUCAGCAUCGGGGGUACCACGGCUGGUGGAGCCCGUGCUCUGGGACUACGGGGCCGACCUGGACGUCCACGGCAAAGCUCUUCUCAUGGAAAAGUACCGAAAGUGUGGUUUUCUCCGGCUGUGGGCUGCCAGCGCCUUCAAGGGGGCUACGGGGGCAAGCCAGGCCCUGACCCCCAUCGAGCACCACCUCAGGAACAACGUGCAGUGGCUGCAGGUGGCGGCCAGUGGGCCCGCGGACAUGCUGCAGGGCAUCGUCCUGACCGGCUGGCAGAGGUACGACCACUUCUCCGUGCUGUGCGAGUUGCUGCCCGUGGGAAUCCCGUCCCUGGCCGUCUGCCUGCAGUCACUGCUCCACGGAGGUUUUGCCGAAGAUGUUAAAGCAAAAGUGGAGAACUUUCUUGGGAUUUCUAAUCUAGAAAUAACUGAUUUUACAAGUGAGGGGGCCGGCUCCUUCCCUGGCAGCGACAUCCUGGCCCUUGUCACGCACAUCGGCCUCCACCUGCACAGCUCUGUGGACGCGCUGCUGGAGAGGGACAGGUACGUGACUGGCUGGUUCAGCUCCUACCACCGCAGGCGGAAGCUCAUCCACCCGGUCAUGGUCCAGCACAUCCAGCCCCAGGCGCUCAGCCUCCUGGCCAGGUGGAGCACCUUGGUGCAGGAGCUGGAGGCCGCCCUGCAUCGCGUCUUCUACCCAGACACCGUGGAGGAGUGGCUGGAGGAGAACGUGCAGCCCAGCCUGAGGCGGCUACAGGGUUUGCUACAGGACCUCAGAGAGGCAGCCAGCCCCAGGCCGCUCACAGCUCAGGACCCCUGAGGCGUGGGGCCAGGCACCCCUGUCCAGCUGCGUCCGGCCUCCCCCUGUACCCGGGACCACCUGCAAUAGGCCACACCCACGGUGCAGACAUUUCUCGCUGAGAAAGAUGAGUGGGAAAUGUCCAAGAAGGACACACACUGAGGCCUGCUUACUGAUCCGCAUGUAGAACCUGUUGGCUUGAAAUAAAAAGGAGAGUGGGAGCUAGAACUCCUGCUAGUGGGACUCAGACUUUGCUCCUCCCAUGGGUCCUGCACGGUGGUCCCGAGACUCUUCUCACCCUGCAGGCCCAGCAAAGGCAAAGGGGAGCCAGCCAAACAGAUCCCUCCACAACUCAGGACAUCCUCCAGUCGGGAUGACCACACCAAAAACCAGUUACAACAUUUCAUACUUUAUUUUAGAAAAAGAAGGCUUUCAGAUUUUACCACUUUAAAACCUAACUUUGGCAUGUGUAAAUGACUGCAUCCCCAAACUAGAGCUGUUGGUGACCUCUGCUAAGAAGAGGGUGGGUCUCCCCAGAGACCCACCCUCUUCUGCAGUGCUCCCCAGCCAGUCCUAGGCAUAGCUCCUGAGUGCCUGCUCAGAGGUGCCCUUGCUGCCCCCCACCUCUACAGCAGCCCUGGGCCCACGUCCUGCCUGGGUUCCUAAGGGAGCUGCCCUCGUCUAGGGCCUGCAUGAGGCCUCCCCCACCCCAUGAAAGCCCAGCUGCAGGCCCAGCUGGACAGGUGCUGUCUGUGGGCUGGGGAGGCCUUGGGAGUGGCUGCAGUGCACAUAGUCAGAUGGGACCCUCAGCGUCCGCCCUGGGCCCUACAGACGCUGGGCAAGCACCGCACUCUAACCACUGAGGACGUUGAGCCCGAGAAGGGCUACAGCAUGUGGGGCAGGACCCCCUGGGAUUCCCACGGACAACUUGAGAGUGUGGCUGUCAUCCUAGCAUCCUCAGAGCCUAACCCAGCCACUGGCCCUGGGCCCACCUGCUAAAGCCUUGCUCUCACUGGGGAGCUGAAAUGCUGGGGGAGCUGGUUCUGGCGAACCUCCCUGCCGCCCCCCCCCCCCCGCCGGGAGCCUGGGCAUCCCUCCCCAUUUCAGAGACCUGAUCCCCACACAGUUGGUGGGGCAGUGGGGUACGUGUGCCCUCACGCCCCACCCACACCACCCAGGCUGGGGCCAGCCAUCUGAUGCCAGGAGGAGGCAGCUCUGAGGCCUGCAGAAAUCAGCCUAUGGUUUUGCUCAGAGGGCGGAAGCAAGCAGCAGGAAUGGCUGAGGGUCCCACCCUGGCACUGCCAGAGACACACCCAGGUGCUGGAAGAAGACUUGCCAGUGGCCCAUCAGGCCUACCAGGGCACCACCAGAACCAAGGCCAGGGGCUCUGUGGGCAUCAGCUCUGGCUCCCUGGGCCAUCAGCCUCGCUGUCACUGCUCUGAGACAGCUCCACAGGACUCUCCAGGCGGUGCAGUUCCAGGAAGGUGGCAAUAAGCUUGGCGAUGGCUUCCACGUCACUGGGCCAGGCCGACACCGGGAGGAAGGGCAGAUUACCAUGGCAGACGUGCCUGCUGCCCACACCAUUCUCCUGCUGGACCACCCACCUCUGCCACCUCCAGGGCUCCCCUCUAAGGACAUGGUGCCUUCUGUUCUGGUCCCCACCUCACCUGACCCCAGCCCUGCCCUCUGUCCUCAUGGAGACUCGUCCCCGUCCCCUCUGUCCCUGUGGAGACUCCCAACAUUCCCCUAGCAGCAGGGGCAGGCCACGUUCCUCCAAGUCCUCUCCCUGGGCCCAGCCACGAAGUCCACUGUGGGGGCCACCUGAUGGGAGGGUUAGGGGCACAGGCAGCCAGCUGUGGCCAAUCAAGUCACCUGCCCAGAGCUUACCUGCGGUGGCCCAUGAUAGCGCUCUGGGUGAGGGGGUGGGAGAAGCCUGUCGCAAACCGCAGCACCACCACGUAGCCCUUCCCGAAAUACCGGACUUUCUCCUCCUCCACGUUCACAUCCCGGAUGUCAUUCAGCAGGACCACCACUGCGGGUGGGGGUCGGUCAGGGGUCCCCUCCUCCCCACCUGCCCCUCCCGCCUGUGUGCUGGGCACAGCCACUCUCCAGAGGACGGCGCCACAGGUCCGUGGCCACAGCACAGGCUGGUGCAGAGAGCACCAUCUGGGUGAGGAGGGGCAUCCAGCACACCCGUGGUCACCUUGGAAAGCCUGCCCGUGCUCCCAUGAGCAGCAACACGUCAGGGACGGGCUAAGGUCUGUGUUGCCCGUCUUUCUGCUUCAUCUUCCCCCAGCCGUUGAAAAAUGCCUUCCUAGUGCCUAAUGACCAGCCACUGAGCUAGAGGCUGCCAGGCAAUGUCCGGGGUCACCCUGUGUCACCCAGCGGCCAGCUCGGACCCACCCCAUUUCUGGGCCUCAGGCCUGGUCUCUGCGGUCUCGCUCACCACCCUCCAUCCAGUCUGGAAUAACCAGCCUCCUGCCGCACCCUGUGUCCCGUACACUCUGCAUGCCUCACCUUGGUCGUGGCCAGUUCUGAAAAGAGUCAGCAGCUUCCUGUACAAGCUGAAUGUCUGCAGAACCACCUGCCCAGUGCUCUUGUUGAACACAGCUUCCUGGAAAACCGGCCAGAAGGGGAUCAUCCGGCUGCGGGCCUGAGUGUGUGCAGGCCAGCCACACGUGGAACUUCCAGAGGGGGGCCUGGACUUGCGGGAGCGGACACUCGGGAAGACACCCAGCUCUGCCAGAGCCGAACACCCACAGCCAGACCCUCCCAGGCUCCUGUCUGUCGGGAGCACAGGGCCACGGGUGUAGAGAGAAAGAGGGGCGUCUAAGCAGGUGCUCUCCCCAAGCAAAAGGGAAGUACAGCAGCUGAGGUCAUCAAACAAAGGAAUAGAGGUCAAAGUUUGGAGGUCAGAGAGCACCCGAGUCCUGUGGUUCCUCAUGAAAGGGACCAAGGCACAGGGGAGACUGCUGGCCACCAAGGGAGACGGACUGGCCCUCAUUCUGUUCUGUGCUAUUGGCAACACUAGGGAGUAAAGAAUUUUGGUGCAAACAGUCAUGAAGAGCUUCUACGAGAAAAAUAGCUUCAGAAAAUUCCUCGGCCCAGAAACCACUAAGCUAAGGUUUCCGGAUGGGGAGUGUGUGAGGCCCCAAAGCCUCUCCUCCUGCUAUGAUUCCCAUUGCACCCUCCCACCCUCACCUGUGCUGGCCUUACCUCCCAGUCCUCCAGGUUCUGCACGGCCACGAACAGGCAGCCCGUGACAUAGAAGAGCUUCCAGCCCAGACUAUCUGAAGAGCAAACACAGCACGCAGCCGGGUGAGGGACAGCAGCAGAGAGGUGAAGGCCAACAUGCCAUGGGGGGCCCUCCCCAGCUGACACUGGGCAGGGGCGGCAUCUGGGGCUGGCUGACCCCGGCUCAGGACGGCCACCCGACACUGCUGUCACGCAGAACCACGUGUGAAAUGCUCGGCCAGCUCUGUGCACCCUCUGCUGUCCCUCCAGUGUCUGCUGGACACAGGAGUCAGGGCUGACCCGGCUCUGCCGAUCGUGGCGCAGUUUGUGAUCCUGGAGAGAGGAACCUGCAGGGGUGGCUGGAAGUGUGGCUCAGCCUGCAGCAGAGCCUCAGGCAAAUACGAGAGAGCACCUUCUUGAAGAAUGUGUCAUGACACAGGAAAGUGCUUCAGAUACAAGAAGGGAAAAGCACAGGCUGCACGGGACAAGCGUAUUAGGAAGGACACAGCAGCACACGGAGCUGGGGCUGCACGUGCGAGCCAAGAGGCAGAGGCACCUGUGGCCCCAAAGGCUGGGCCUCGGUGAGCACCACAAAUGGUGGGUUCCCUCUCUUUUCUCUAUUUCCCAAACAGCCAAGGAAGCUACUGGGGGCGGGGGGGUGAUGCAUCUCACCUCCACUGUAGUACGCAGCAGCCAGACCAAUCGACAAGAUUCCUGCAGAGAAAAGAAAGCAAGUGCCUCCCUAUUGGGCCACCACGAGCCCAGAGCCCCCUCCUCCCAGGAGCCACAGGCCCAGACAAGCAGGCCCUCCCUGGUGCCAGGGAUGGCUGGGGGUGGGGGGCAGGGGGACAGAAGACCACCAGGCUCAGAAGUGGGGGAAACAGCCAGGAAGUGCACUCAGAAACGGGGCAAAUGCCAUUCAUAGGAUUCCCUAAAUACGUUCCUCUACCCGAGGCUCCAGAGCUGCUGGGAAACCAGACAGAGCAGCCGACAGCAAGGGUUUUACUCCAACAGCAUGUGGUGUGGAAUGAGCAUAAGAUGUAGGUAAAGAAUCACAACAUGGCACGUGAAGCAGAACAGGCAGGCAGCCACAUGCAGGGUCACGGGAAAGAGGGACCAGAGACAAGCUGCUGAAGGCACAGCCACGCCCCUCUUCAUAUGUCCGAUCCCAUCAACACCAUGCGCUGCCCCUCCAGUGCAGGACCCUCUGAUGGACAGUGAGAGGGACGAAGGAAAAAAUGGGAAUGAACUGUGGCCCAUCACGUAAGCCUCUUACACCUGCAACCAGGUGUAUGGAAGCAAGUAAAAGGAAUACGAGGACCUCAAAAGAACAUGCACAAUAUUAACAUUAGGAUAUUAAGUGGUGGAAAAAAGGACAGAUGCUCUGUAAAGGCACGCAUGUAGGGCAAAAGCUGUGCAUAUAGGGUAAAAGCUGGAAGAUACAAAAUAGCAAAACAAUUGCUAUACUUGGGGGAAACAGAACAGAGGACAGUUUCAUUUUCAUCUUUUUUAAGUUAGAUUUUUAAUCUGCGGGGAAAUACGGAAAUCCUUACCAACAAGCAAAGACCAGGACCUGAUGCCUGGAGCCCUCUUCAGAUGGAGGCAGGAGCUGGUGCGUGACUCCACCCGCAUGUACAUCCCUGGACUGAGCGCGCACCGCUCGCGACAGGAGACAGGGGCUGGGAGGGCAGACAGCACAGCCGGAGUCCUCACGCCAGUGCCUGCUCACAAGCGCCCAGCUCCUCACCACACGGCGGUCUCCGCAGUCCCCCAAGGGCCCCUUCCUCUGCAAGGCCCUUCUCUGCUCAGUUACGCGGAUCGCACGGGGGCUGCUUGCCCAGCUCGGCACUCGCAAAGCGUCGACAAGCUCUUGACCACCAGCUGGCCCGUCCUACCGGGAAACCGCAGUCCUCGGAAGCCGUUAGCCCUCAGCUGCAUUAAGCUUCCGCCACCCUCGCAGAACCUAUCAGAAUGCCCUCCCUUCCCUCUGCGGGCCUCCACCCGGAAAGGGCACUGCAAGUCCCGUCGUGGGCUGAGUCCCUCCGGCCGCCGGGACAACAGGCCACGCGCGGCGGAGGGUCGGGAGCGCCCGAGCACCUGCUGAACGCACGCUGCCCCGCGGACUGCAACGCACGCAGAGCGCGGGCUGGGCACCCAGUUCCGGGAAGCUUUCCAGACUCUGCAGGGGAGUCGGACCAAGCUUAGACAGUAAAGGGUGGAUUCAGCGGAUACACACGCGGGCCGGGUCUUGGUCCACCGCCCGGCUACCCCCGACGCAGGCGGGCCGCGUCACGCCGGCCGGCAGCUCCGCCGCAGCCGGACCCAGCAGGCCCCGCGCGCCCGGCCCGCUUCCCGCAGCUCCGAGACGCCCCGCCGCCGCCGCGUCGCCCGCCCGGGCCGCUCGCCGCCCGCCCGCCGCCCGCGAAGACGGCCCGACCCCCGCGCCUACCGAGCACCAGACCGCGCGGGCGCGGGCGCAGGGCCGGGACCUGGGGCGGGCGGCCGGCCGCCGACUUCCGGGGUUGGGGGCGGGACCGCAGACUUCCGGACUGUCGGGGGCGGGGUGCCUGACUUCCGGCCUCCGCGGAGCGGGCGGGGCCGACUUCCGGGGGCUCGGCGGGGCUGUAGUUGACUUCCGGGCUCCAGGGAGCGAGCGGGGCCGACUUCCGGGUUGGGGCGGGGCUGGGGCAGGACCUCGUCCUCGCCUCAAGGCGGCAGAAUCAGCGGUUCCUGAGUAUCCCGGGUGUCGUGGGGAAGCACCGCUAGCAAGCGCGGGCAGGAAGCGGGUGGCCUGUGCUGGUGACGGCCGCCACCUGGGAACGUCUGCGGGGUAACUGAACCCUAGGAAGUCCGUGAAGGAAUGUAGUAAGAAAACAAAAACCGAGGACCAAGAGAAUGCUUCAGUUGACAUACCAAGUCUGGCUCAGGAGAAUGGAGAGAAGGGGGAAUUCCAUAAGUUGGCUGAUGCCAAGAUAUUUCUGAGUGACUGCCUGGCAUGUGACAGCUGUGUGACUGCUGAGGAAGGGCUCCAGGUUUCCCAGCAGAAUGCCAAGGACUUCUUCCGUGUUCUGAACCUUAAUAAG